Lutra lutra (Eurasian river otter) is the source of this 498-nucleotide messenger RNA. RefSeq names its product WAP four-disulfide core domain protein 10A-like. Gene Ontology annotation, biological process: innate immune response; antibacterial humoral response. The record is from RefSeq and is a predicted model, not a curated record. The transcript is spliced from 3 exons. NCBI's taxonomy places the organism in Eukaryota, Metazoa, Chordata, Mammalia, Carnivora, Mustelidae. Gene Ontology annotation, molecular function: peptidase inhibitor activity. Gene Ontology annotation, cellular component: extracellular region. Bases 24 to 374 code for a protein of 116 amino acids.
CUCAAACAUCCAGAGUUAACAUCAUGAAGUGGUUGGUUCUCCAGCUGCUGACACUCUACUGCCUGGUGAUCACACCAGUGACAGGAAGUAUGAGAGAAAAAAGGACUGUAAUUAAGCCUCAAGAGUACAUUAUAGUGGAGCCGAAACUGAGAACAUGCGUAAGGAAACCCACCCCCUUUGAAUGCUACAGAAUCUGCAGAACUUCCUGGGAUUGCCCUCAUGGCUAUGAAUGCUGCUUUUCCUCCUGUGGAAAUAUCUGCUUGCAUAUCAGAGUAGUCGAGGGUGAAUACGAGAACACUUCACCUCCCACCAUGGCAGAAACUACUUCAUAUACCACGUCCACCACUGAAAGUUGGGAGAGCAAUUCUUCAUAAUGUCCAGUUGUACCAUCAUCUUGUCCCUGCUGAGAGGCAAGGAGAGGGAGGUGGUGGGUUCCCAUGGCAAUGUUUCUCCUAUUUGCCAACCCUCUUCCCUGAACCAUUAUAUUAUCAACCACAU